Molecule: messenger RNA, 1857 nt
Organism: Equus quagga
Lineage: Eukaryota; Metazoa; Chordata; Mammalia; Perissodactyla; Equidae
Product: cationic amino acid transporter 4-like
Exons: 4
Coding region: 1-1857 (618 amino acids)
Biological process (GO): amino acid transport; transmembrane transport
Cellular component (GO): plasma membrane
Molecular function (GO): amino acid transmembrane transporter activity
Source: RefSeq, a predicted model, not a curated record
AUGGCCCAGGGACUGCCCAGCACCACCAGCCUGGUGCGAUUCUGCCAGAAGCUGAACCGGCUGAAGCCACUGGAGGAGUCCACGCCAGAGACAUUGCUGCAGCACCGCCUGAGCACGCUGGACCUGACCCUGCUGGGUGUGGGUGGCAUGGUGGGCUCAGGCUUCUAUGUACUCACGGGCCCUGUGGCCAAGGAGAUGGCCGGCCCUGCGGUUCUUGUGUCCUUCAGCAUUGCUGCUGUGGCCUCCCUGCUUGCAGGCCUAUGCUAUGCGGAGUUCGGGGUACGUGUGCCUGGUAGAGGUUCUGCCUACCUGUUCACCUACGUGUCCAUGGGUGAGCUGUGGGCCUUCCUUGUUGGCUGGACAGUGCUACUCCAGUGUCUAAUUAGUGGCGCUGCCGUGGCCAGUGCAUGGAGCAGCUACCUGGACACCAUCUUCAGCCACCGCAUCCGCAGCUUCACUGUGGCCCAUGUGGGCAUCUGGCAGGUGCCUGUCCUGGCCAAGUACCCAGACUUCUUGGCUGCUGGCAUGGUACUUUUGGCCUCCGCAUUCAUCUCCUGUGGAGGCCGUGUCCCUUCCUGGCUCAACCACGUGCUGCUUCUCAUCAACCUGCUCGUCAUCCUCUUCAUCAUCAUCCUGGGGUUUGUCCUGGCCCGCCCGCACAACUGGAGUGCUGACGAGGGUGGCUUUGAGCCCUUUGGCUUCUCUGGCAUCAUGGCCGGUGCUGCCACCUGCUGCUAUGCCUUCGUGGGCUUUGAAGUCAUUGCUGUCGCCAGCGAGGAAGCCCAGAAUCCAAAGCGAGCUGUGCCUAUGGCCAUCGCCAUCUCCCUUGGACUGGUGGCUAGUGCCUACAUCCUCGCCUCCACUGUGCUCACCCUCAUGGUGCCCUGGCACAGCCUGGAUCCUGACUGGGUGCUCACUGAUGCCUUCUACCAGCGGGGCUACAGCUGGGCGGGCUUCAUCGUGGCCGCUGGUGCUAUCUGUGCCAUGAACACUGUCCUGCUCAGAAUCCUCUAUUUCCUGCCACACGUGGUCUGUACCAUGGCUGCCGACGGGCUCUUCUUCCAGGUGUUUACCCAUGUGCACCCCUGGAAUAAAGUCUCCAUAGUGGGCAUCCUGGUGUUCGGGGUCCUCAUGGCUCUCCUGGCACUGCUCCUGGACCUUCGGGGACUGUUCCAGUUCCUGUCCAUCACUGUACUGCUAGCCUACACCUUCCUGGCCACCGGCAUUAUUGUACUAUGCUUCCACAAGUCCCCUCCAGCCAGUUCACUGGACACAGCAGGCUCGGUGGGCAGUGAGCAGGCCUCUGACCCUGAGCCCGGGCAGCUGCGACCAGCCCUGAGGCCCUACCUUGGCUUCCUGGGUGGGUACAGACCUGGAGCCGCUGUGGCUUGGGCACUCGGUGUCCUGGUGUCCUCAGCCGUCACUCUGGACUGCGUGCUGGUCUUUGGGGGCUCGGCCCUGCACCUCCCACCCUGGGGCCACACCCUGCUGCUCCUGCUCAGCUCCGUCGUGUUUCUGCUCAGUCUCCUUGUCCUGGGGGCCCACCAGCAACAGCACCAGGAGGAUGCCUUUCAGAUUCCCAUGGUGCCCGUGACUCCAGCCCUGAGCAUCCUCCUCAACAUCUUCCUCAUACUGCAGCUGAGCUACCUAGCCUGGCUGGGCCUCGCCAUCUGGCUGCUGAUUGGUCUCACGGUGUAUUUUGGCUAUGGCAUCUGGCACAGCAAGGAGAACCAGCGGGAGCUGCUGGGGUUGACUGCCACACGUAGCAGCCCAGAAAAGACAGCCCAGGACAUGCAGAUCCCCAGCCAGGCACCGGCCCAGGAUCCCGGCCACAUGGAGCAGCCCGCCAAUCCAUGA